This is a messenger RNA of Verticillium nonalfalfae, 801 nucleotides long. RefSeq lists its product as uncharacterized. Lineage: Eukaryota; Fungi; Ascomycota; Sordariomycetes; Glomerellales; Plectosphaerellaceae. Bases 1 to 801 code for a protein of 266 amino acids. The transcript has 2 exons. The record is from RefSeq and is a predicted model, not a curated record.
AUGCUGGCACUGCUUGUUUUCCUCUUGACUCUCGUCAUCUGCAUCCUGGGCCAUUUCCUCCCUCUCGUCCUCCGCUUUUACACAUCGACCAACGAGGCCUGGGUUGAAAGGAUCACGAUUGCCACUCCCUACUUCUUGGACUCUCUUUGGGAUUAUUCCGUGGAGUUGAUCUUGGACUACACAUCCUUUGAAGCCCUGAGAAAGGAUGCAACCCCCACAAGUGUCACCGAUAUCGAAGAAGCAAUCAGCCCAAUGCAGAGGACCAUCAGGAAAUCCGACGCGCCAAAUGCCUUCCUCAAGGGCUUCCUGCUGAAAGUGCCGUCAAUCAUCGCCAUGAGCGCGAUGAACCUCCGAACGCAGAUUUGCUUCCUAUACGCGCUGCUCAUCAGCGUUCUUGUCGCAGUACUUCUCGCGAUGGGCUUCUACUUGAUCUUCUCUCCGCAAGCCAAAAGCACCCAGCACGCCAAGGCAGCGAGAGACGACGCAACAGAAGCUGGAGACCCCGACGUUACCACGAAGCAGGAUGCCUUCACCGCCACCCGGGCGUACACAACAUUACUGCGCUUCGUAUGGGGAGGGCUGCAAGUGCUCUUGCUCUGGCUGUCCCAUCCUUAUAUGGAUCACAAGCUUUCUAUCACUUUUGGCCGCGAGCUGUAUGGAUUUCAAUCGACGUGCGACAAGAUGAUGCAAAACUUUCACAGAGCCUGCAAGAUCUGGCGAGCCAUGCGCAAGAGGGGCUUCUGGUAUACGGCUGGCACUGGGGCCAAGAACGCCUGGGCGGCGCAACGGCGCUUAUCGUAG